UAAUGCCUGUAAUGAAUAAACAAAAUGUCAUAGAAAAUAAAAAUUAAUAAAAAAGUAUUAAAAGUACUAAUAUUCUUUCGUUUUUGUACAAAAAGUUGCUUUCAUACAGUAGUUAAAUUUCAUAAUGUUUAAAAACACAUUUCAAUCUGGUUUUUUAUCAAUAUUAUACAGCAUAGGAAGUAAACCAUUACAAAUUUGGGAUAAAAAAGUUAGAAAUGGGCAUAUUAAACGAAUUACGGACAAUGAUAUUCAAAGCUUAGUUUUGGAAAUUGUUGGGACGAACGUUUCAACAACAUUCAUAACAUGUCCAGCUGAUCCCAAAAAAACUCUUGGAAUAAAACUUCCGUUUUUAGUGAUGAUAAUAAAAAACUUAAAAAAGUAUUUUACUUUUGAAGUCCAGGUUCUUGAUGAUAAAAAUGUAAGGCGACGAUUUAGGGCUAGCAACUAUCAAUCUACAACAAGAGUUAAACCUUUCAUUUGUACAAUGCCAAUGCGAUUAGAUGAAGGAUGGAAUCAAAUUCAGUUUAAUUUGUCGGAUUUCACAAGGAGAGCUUAUGGAACUAAUUAUGUUGAGACUUUACGAGUACAAAUACAUGCAAAUUGCAGAAUAAGAAGAGUUUAUUUUUCUGAUCGACUUUAUGCUGAAGAUGAGUUACCCCCUGAGUUUAAAUUAUUCCUGCCUAUCCAAAAACCUUCACAAAAGUCUGUGAAUCAGCCGAGUAUAUGUUGAACGUGUUCUACCUUAUCUAAAAAAAAAUCACAUUAAAAUUUUGAUCUGUAAUUUUAGUCCAAAAAUAAUGGCUCAAAAUAUAAAAAAUAAAAUUGAACUU
Condylostylus longicornis is the source of this 830-nucleotide messenger RNA. It is a transcript of the gene Bug22, whose product is annotated as cilia- and flagella-associated protein 20. The transcript has 4 exons. The record is from RefSeq and is a predicted model, not a curated record. Gene Ontology annotation, cellular component: motile cilium; ciliary basal body. Lineage: Eukaryota; Metazoa; Arthropoda; Insecta; Diptera; Dolichopodidae. Gene Ontology annotation, biological process: positive regulation of cell motility; regulation of cilium beat frequency involved in ciliary motility; cilium assembly. The coding region runs from base 125 to 730 and encodes 201 amino acids.